Molecule: messenger RNA, 7308 nt
Organism: Poecilia latipinna (sailfin molly)
Lineage: Eukaryota; Metazoa; Chordata; Actinopteri; Cyprinodontiformes; Poeciliidae
Product: prostaglandin D2 receptor 2-like
Exons: 2
Coding region: 5045-6178 (377 amino acids)
Biological process (GO): phospholipase C-activating G protein-coupled receptor signaling pathway; positive regulation of cytosolic calcium ion concentration; inflammatory response
Cellular component (GO): plasma membrane
Molecular function (GO): complement receptor activity; G protein-coupled receptor activity
Source: RefSeq, a predicted model, not a curated record
UUACAAGAAAAAAUAUACUUGUAAUGACAAAAACUUCAGUAAAUAGAAAAUACAAUUAAUCAACCAAUCAAGUUUACCUGUAUAUCACAUUUUGGCAACAAAGCAGUUAAGUUGCUCUGUUAAAAAGCUAUACAAACAACAUAUGGUCACCAAUUGAAAAACCAGUAACAAAUAUAAAAUUUUGCCGACUGCCAUCAUCAAAAUCAUCAACAAACAUCAAAUAUGUUGGUCAGUGUUACAUUUAUUAAGGUUGAAAAGCAAAUCUAAACAACACUACAAGUGACGUCACACUUCAAGAAGCUUUGUAGCUGACAGCCAUCUUGGUAGGUACCAUAACUCACUGUCAUGGCAGUUGCUAACAUGUUAUUUUUGCCCAGUCUUUCUUUCUUAAUACAUUAAAUAGAAUAGAAUAAAUAACCCCGAACAGACUACAGAUCAAUGGUUCCCAUUAGGUAGCUGAUGGCAGAUAACAGUUGUAACACAGUUGACAUUAAUUUUAACAGUUUAAAAAAAAAAAUAGCAAAAUUAAACAUGAAACUCUGCAUACAAUUAAAUGUGUCUGAAAUGUACUGUACUUAAAAAUAUAAUACUGCUCACGUGAAAACAGACGCAGUUUCAAACGGCAUCAGAAAACAGGGGGAGGAGCUGUCGGUUGCUACGGUAACCACCAACUGCCAAAAGCAGCGUAGGAGCCUGUACGGCAAUAAAAGUCAGGAGAAAAUAACAGCAAAAAUCAAUUUGAAGAGUAAAUAAACCCAAUUUGGACAGACUUCACAUCUAUAAUAACGUUUUUAAAUAAAACCCUGUUACACAUGGAUGGGUCUCCACAUAAGGAGCUAAUAAAGUUGCUUUAUUUAAAGUCAGAGUAAGUGGAGCUGCUUCGCUGUGCUGGAGGAGAAGACCAAAGUUCAACAGCCUGCAGACAUUCACAGAGUACCGAGUAGAGAAAUUAAAGGGUAGUGGCUAAUUCCCCUUCUGCAUUGUGUAAGAGCACUUCCAGUCAGCAAGUGCUGCAGUUUAGACCCCAAAAUAAACUGCUACACGCCUCAAAGCAGAAGUAAAGCCUUCACACUUUCUCUCAUUAACACUUAAUUGAUAUGCUUAUGACACUUAUCCAAAAGAAAGUAAAAUAAUCUACAUUUGGAAGAAAACAGAGUAUGUCAGAAAGGCAUCAGUCCAAGUGGUGUCGAUACACCAACCCAACAGCAGGUGGCAGUGUGAUUCCCACACCACAUGAAUGCAGUUUGAGUUUAUCCAGCCCAGAAGGUUUUUUUUUACCAACAGUUAUAAUGUUAGACACUGUUAGUACUUGUCUGUGAUCACUUGGAUGCCUUGCUAGACCUUUUGUUUUCUAACUUCUUGCUUUCUCCUGACUUCUUGCGACACAACAUGAGCCAACAUUCAACGGAGAAAUGUCACCAUCGAGUCUGCUCAUUUUUAACCGACUGCAAGUCAUUAGCCGCAGUAGUGCUUUCAGAUUACACCACAAAGCCAUGGUCAGAGCAGCCUCUAUCAAAAUGCACAUCACUGGAGAACUAGCCUGUGCAUGAGAACUGGACGCUGUCUUCAUCUCUGUCUUAAAUACUCUGAGGCGGUUGUGUUGGAUGUCCUUUUCAGUUUCCCUCUCAUUCUGAUACACCUUCACACGUUCUGUUCGUUGAGUCAACAUAAUAUUUAUAUUAUGAAUCUAUAUUUCUUGUUUCUAGAAUUGGGGCUUCCAUCCCUCCGUUUCAGGCAGAAAGAAAUUACAAUUUUGAAAAAAGUAUUCUCUGGUUUUGUAUUCUGUGCAGUUGGACGCAUGCUUGCUUUCACUUUUUACUACUCUGCUGACUUGUUGCGAUGUGUAACCAUAGCAACGGGGUGGUUUACAACAGGGAGGAGGUGACUAACGUCGAGCAAAAGCUGAAAUAAUGCCACCACUGGAGCCACAAAAUCCCAGAGGAGCUGAAGAGGAAGAGUCAUCUCUUCCAUCCAUCAUAACGGGCAACAUGAGAUCGUUAGCUAGCAAGAUGGAUGAACUCCAAGCCCUGACAAGAACUCAGCAAGAAUAUAGAGAAUUCAGUGUAACUUGCUUCACUGAGACAGAAUCGCAUCCCCUACUCCAGCAUCCCUCUGUAAGUUAUUUACCAACAGAGCUCAGCAGUAUUAUUUUGGCAGCUGUUUACAUCCCACCCUCAGAUAAUGCACGUGAUGUCGUCUGUUGCUAAGCUACAGACACAGCAUCUCAAUGCAUUUGUGGUGAUAUCUGGUGAUUUUGAUCAUAACCCACUCUCUGCUACACUGCCAACGUUUCAUCAGUUUGUGAGCUGAUUUACCAGAGAGUUUGAUUUAUGAAAAUAUCACGGAUUCAUAGAUCUCCAAAGCAAGAUCUCCUCAGGCAAAAUCUCUGCUCAGAAAGUAAACACCUUGUUCAGAGGCAAUCUGCAACAAAAAGAACUGCGAGAAAGAGUUCACAGGAAGCUGAAGGAGCCCUGCAGUUUUGUUGUGAGGCCACGGACUGGAUCGCUCUUUGCCAGCCACACAGAGAGCACAUUAAUGCCUCCCUAAUAACAAACCCUGGAUCAUCAGUGAGCUAAACAAGGAACUGUUAAACGAGAAAGAAAGAGUGAGACAGAGAGGAGUAAACAGGAGGUGCUCAAAGUCAAGAAAGGAGAAGUACGGGAAGAAGCUGCAGGAUAAACUACAGAGAACCGGACGGUCAGGGAUGAAGGAGAUCUUCGAGCAAACGAGCUGUAAACAUUCUUCACUAAGUUCAGUUCAGGAACGAGCUCAUCAUCCUCCUCUUCCUCUCCCAGCCAAACAGACAUCUUACCCUCCUGCGACCCUCAGCUUUCCUGUCAAACCUCAGACGUUUUUAUCUUCUGCCUCAGGAGAUGCUGCUGCUGCCUUUGCCCUGAAGUCCUGAAGGACCUUGUAAAUGAUCAUUUGUUAGAUUAGUCUGCAUUUGAGUUCUUUCUUUACACCAUAACUGAAUUAAUUUAUCACACAUUUUCAUCUAUAGUAACUUCCGGAUGCUAAAAUAUAUUCAGUCAUUGAUGCAAAUAAGUGGUAGAGGUAUCAAAGAUGCACUUCUUUGGAAAUUCACAACUAAACCAGGAAACUACACAGCUCAAGUUAUGCAGCUGAAAUAUCAACUUUCCACCCCUUUUAAAUAGAUUUUAAUCAUUGUAUUUGAUCUUCUAUAAACCAGACAUUUGUGGGUUUGGGUGCAUUUUGUCACAUAGAAAGCAAAACUCAAAAACAACCAAAUCAACACCCAUAUUGCUCCUCUUUGGUGUAUAGACAUUAGUUUCUGCAUCGGAAAUAUCACCACCGAGAGAACAAAUUAUGACUAUAACAGUGCUGACGCUGAAAGAGGCCUUCAGGCCUAAAUGGAUGCAGCUGAGUCUGAAUUUGGUCCUACGUGCAAUGAAUUUAAAAUUAAAUCAAAGAACGUGUUUAUUAAAAGGCUAAUGCUUUGUGUUGCACCUAGCAUUUAGGAUUAUGAUAACAUUUUUAUUUAGCAGUCAAAAUCUCACCCAAGUCCUUUUUUAAAUCUUUCCAUCUGCAUUAACCGUCUGUGCAGCUGAGACACAUUUGUACCAUUCUUGACUUGCAGGCUGAGUAGCUGCCAGCCAGACUCUAGCUGUUAAAGUCACUCUGGUUAGCUUUUAGCCUAAAUUUGAUUAGCUGUUAGCUUGACCCUUAUUUACUGUAAACUUCACUCUGAUUAGCUGCUAGCCUGACUUUUAUUAUCAGUUAACCUGACAUAAUCUGACUCUGAUUAGCUGUUAGCUUGAUUCUGAUUUACUGUAAACUUCACUCUGGUUAAUGUUUCUCUUAGGAUGUGCCUGAAGAGUCUUUUAAAAUAUACUUUUGUCAAAUACAGUGGUAUUGCUAUCAGUUGAAAUACAAAUAAAUGUUUAAUCUUAACUGAUUUUAAAAAAAAAAUCACAUUACUCCAUAUGUACACACAUGGAGCAACAUGGGAUUUAGUGUUUUCCAAGGAUAAUCAAACUACUGUUCCCAACCAAGCUACAGUUGCCAAGUUUACUUUUAGUAAUGUACUGAUUGCUACGAGCUACUCCAAGUUUCGAAACAAAACCUUACAAAAACUGUUAAACCAUAACUUAAAGGGUAAAAAGCAGAAGUGCACUGAGAAGUGCUCCUGUGAGAAAGUGGUGACCCAGUCCAGUCCCUGUGGAGCUCCCAUUCAGCAACUUAUAGACAAAUCAAAUACUGAAUUCAUUCCUUAGCAUGUCAAUCAGCUCCUGAGAAACCCUGCUGUAAAUUUUAAAAGCAGUCAGGUAAUGACCGAACGUAAAUAUGCCAAAUUAGCAAGAAAAAGGCAGCAAAGAUGCUUAAACCAUAACGGCUUGGUGAAUCAAAAACAUGCAAACAUUACAUGCAAACCAGAAACCUGAGCUACUCAUCAGCUCUUCAGCAGAAACUUUGCAUUCUUGCAAAUACACGACUCAAGUAACACCUUCAGUGAUGCAUCAGCACUCAGGUUGAUAAACAAAUUUCUGUGGUUGAAUAUUUUCUGACAUCAGCAUUAUUGUAGCGUUGCUUGUCUCCAGUAGUAGAAGAACAACACAUUGCCUUAAUUCUGUUUUCACCAGUUCAGAACUGGAACGUGUUUGGUGGGAAAGCAACCCAUUCGUUUUCUGCACAUGUCCAUGCAAUCAGUUUUUAAACAAACCCUGGACUUUUGCACAGAAAGGGUCUAGAGUAUAUGAAGUAAACGUUUGAGCAACUUCAUAAAAGAGAACAAAACCCUGAGAUCAGUAUCAACAGGAAGUGGAAUUAGUGUGAAGCAUAUUCUUAAAAAUACUUUGAGUUUCUUCUUACACCCAUCGUGGUUCAGCUCGAACAGUAGUUUCUUCUUAAAUGUCUUUAACUCUUCUGUGACGAUUUUGUUCCUCUUGAGGUUUUUAGACUUCCUAUUGCUUUACUUAAAUACACCCCCUGCGAGUGUCAGUAGCUGCAUCACUCUGCAGCAGGUGCUGCAGCACGCACAGCUCACCGAGUUCUUGGAAAUUCCAAGCAAUCUCUUCCUUCCAAGAUGGAUGUGACCUGCCUUUCUCCCAACAACUCUUCUAUGCAAACCCAAACAUGUUUCGCACAAAACCUGACCUCAAUGAACAUUUUUAACGCCUCUUUCAUUGGAAUCGUGUCUGUCAUCGGCAUAUUGGAGAACCUUCUGAUCCUGGCAGUCGUGGGCUUCCGUGUGAAUCGCUCCAUCAUCAGCAUCUGGAUACUGAACUUGGCAGCGUCGGACCUCCUGGCCACAUUUACCUUGCCCUUCUACACUCUCUACCAUGCCAGCGGAACCAGCUGGAUCCUGGGUUCGACCUUCUGCAGCAUUUAUUCCUCCGUCUUCUUCUUCAACAUGUUUGUCAGCGCCUUCCUGCUGGCUGCCAUUUCUCUGGAUCGCUGCCUGGUGGUGGUGCGACCCGUCUGGGCUCAGAACUACCGAAGCAUACAGCUGGUGGGGAAGGUUUGUUGUGUGCUUUGGGCCUUAGCUGUACUCCUCACUAUCCCUUUCUUUAUGUUCCGUGACGUCAUUCCCCUUGGAAAAGGCAAGUGUCUGUGCUACUACGAUUAUACCAGCUAUCUCCCAAGUGAACCCUUUGACCUUACAUCUCUAUGUAGGCAGCGCAAAGUGGGUUUGGCUUUUAUGAAGCUCUUUUUUGCCUUCCUGAUUCCUCUCACAGUCAUCAUUCUCAGCUACGUCGCUGUGAAUUCCAGCUUAGCACAAAGAGGUUGUCGCAGACCUUUCCGAUUUGUUCGACUCGUGAUAGCCGUGGUGGUGACCUUUGUCCUCUGCUGGGCUCCGUACCACCUUUUCAUUAUCAUAGAAGUGAUGGCUCCCAAAGGCAGUUCUGCACAGAAAGUGGCAACCAAAGUCCUUCCGAUAUCAGCAACGAUUGGCUUCCUCAACAGUGUCCUCAACCCCAUCCUGUACGUCUUCAGCUGCCCUGACUUGUGUCGUAAAAUCAAACAUUCCCUUGGAGCGGUCAUGGAGAGUGUCCUUGCCGAGGAUCUGGCCGAGUUGGCACGGCGUCGCAGCACCGUUCGCAGCUCCAUCAGCAACUCUGAAUAUUCCAUGAAGAAGAAAUACUCAGUUUCUACGUCAAGUCCAAAAGACGGCGAUUCAGGACAGGCGGAAAGUCUCAGCACCUCGGCUGAGAUCUGAAAUGUGAAUUUUUAAAGAUGAAAAGAAGAAACCACUCAAACUAGGCAACAUACUGCACCAGUGUUUUCCAAUUUUUGUGUUUUCGUUGUUUUCUCAACAUCUGUUUCAGAAAACAACGAUCUAUGACGGACUUGUCAUCUUUCAGUCGUUAAAGUUUCUUUCAACAAGCCAGACUUUCUUGGAAUCUCUUAGAUCUUAAACCAGCAAGAUCUUUCUUUAGACUGGCUGCUUUUUCACCCAUCUUUAGCUCAGUUUCUUGUAAUUUUCCUCAGAAAUGUUGACUGUAAUGCCUCUUAACUAUGAAUCAAGGCACUGAAACUCAAGGAUCAGCCCUGUCGUUUCAACAAAUGAAACGACUUCAAAAUGAACCAACAGGUAUUCUACGUUUUAUGAUUCUAAGGGAGAGUUCAGACACCCUGCAGAGAAAAAUUAUUUUGGACGCUUGUGUCUGUAUUUCGUUCUGUAAGUCUCGACCAAGAUCUCGUGACCAUUGAUGAGGACGUAGAUUAACCUGUAAACUUCACAACGCCACACCAAUCCACCUAUUCGUCUUCUGCUCUGUUCCCUUAUACUGAUUCUUGUAUAAUGAUUUGUAAUAUGUUAGUGACAAAAAAAAACAAAAAAACAAUACAAAAAUAAUUUUUUGAAUGACUAAUACUGCUUGUGAUAUUUUAAACAUUUUAAUUGUUAUAGAUGAGUGGAGUUUCUUACUUUUGUACUUUUUAUUGUUAAAAGAAAAAAAAAUAUUUUUGAUACUUAAUGGUUCCUCCAAUCUUGUACAGGAUGUACUUACAUCUUUCAUUAUUAUUGUACUGAAGAGAAACAAGUAUCAUGCCAUUUCCUCAUUUUGUUUUGAAUGUUUAUUAUUCAUGGUUUGCUGAGUCAAAACGACCAUGUGGUUUUUUUUUUUAGUGUAGGUGUCUCGUUAUAGAUCUUAUCAUUGAUUGCAGGUGCUUAUGCAAUUGAUUUAUUUUCCAGGAAGUUUCUCUCAAAUGCAUUGACUUUUUGUAAUGCAUGACUCAGAAUCUGCUUAUAAAUCUGCAUCAUUUUGUAUUCAUGUAUGUUUUUUACCAUUAAAAAGAAAAUGUAAAAAUAUAUGCUGUAAAAAAAAUUAAAAAAAGAGGAAAACA